Verruconis gallopava is the source of this 1224-nucleotide messenger RNA. RefSeq names its product 60S ribosomal protein L5. Lineage: Eukaryota; Fungi; Ascomycota; Dothideomycetes; Venturiales; Sympoventuriaceae. The record is from RefSeq and is a predicted model, not a curated record. Gene Ontology annotation, cellular component: ribosome; cytosolic large ribosomal subunit. Gene Ontology annotation, molecular function: 5S rRNA binding; structural constituent of ribosome. Gene Ontology annotation, biological process: translation; ribosomal large subunit assembly. The transcript has 5 exons. The coding region runs from base 66 to 974 and encodes 302 amino acids.
CAACUCACUUGCAACCUCUACGCCAACAACCACUUAGCACAUCAAUCCCGGAUUGAUUCGCUACAAUGGCCUUCACCAAGACCGUUAAGAACAAUGCGUACUAUUCGCGGUACCAAGUCAAGUACAGGCGCCGACGGGAGGGCAAAACUGAUUAUGCGGCUCGCAAGAAGCUUAUCGCCCAGGCCAAGAACAAGUACAAUGCCCCCAAGCACCGACUAGUUGUUCGCUUUACCAACAAGGACAUCAUUUGCCAAAUCGUCAGCUCUGAGCUGAAUGGUGACCGCGUUGUUGCCGCUGCCUAUGCACAUGAGCUCAAGCGAUACGGUAUCACUCAUGGUCUCACCAACUGGGCAGCCGCGUACGCCACUGGUCUCCUCGUCGCUCGUCGCACUCUUAAGAAGUUCGGCCUGGAUGAGGACUUCCCCGGUGUAGAGGAGCCAGACGGUGAAUACACUUUGACGGAGGCAACUGAGGGUGACGAGGGACGACGUCCAUUCAAGGCAUUCCUUGAUGUCGGUCUCGUUCGCACUUCAACGGGUGCCCGUGUCUUUGGUGCGAUGAAGGGUGCUUCCGACGGUGGUCUUUACAUCCCGCACUCGGAGUCUCGCUUCCCUGGUUACGACAUUGAGACCAAGGAGCUUGAUUCCGAGAUUCUGCGCAAGUAUAUCUUCGGUGGCCACGUCGCCGAAUACAUGGAGACGCUUGCCGACGAUGAUGAGGAGCGUUACAAGACGCUAUUCGCUGGCUACAUCGCAGACGAGAUUGAAGCUGACGGUCUCGAGGAGCUGUACGCUGAGGCUCACAAACAAAUCCGCGAGGAUCCGUUCAAGAAGGACGAAAAUGAGGGCGAUAAGAAGGACAAGGAGUACUGGAAGGCUGAGAGUAAGAAAUACAAGAAGCCUAAGCUGACAGCUGCGGAGAGACGCGAGCGCGUUAAAGCCAGGAUCGAGGAGCUCAAAGAGGAGAUGGAAUAAAAUAUGGAUAUAUAUGUGCAGUUGCCAGGAUGGGAGCUGAAAAGGUCUCGUUCAAUGCAAUGGUGGCUCGACCAACGUCAAUACAAGAUAAAUUUAUUCAUUUAGCAUAGCACGGCAUGGUCAGCUUGCUUCGCGUACGUCGACGCAAGCUACAGUGUCUUCCGUUCGGUGAAUAACGGCGGCGUCAGGGAGUGAACAGUCUCGAUAGGCAGGACCAUGAAAAGAGAAAUUGAAUCACGGUUUUCCAACG